GACACAACAUCAUCUUUCAGGUCCAACAAUGGAAGAGAUCUUCGAGCACAAUCGAGGGCUGUAUGCCGAACCGAACUUCUCAUUCGAGGACACGUUUUGUCGUGAGAUUACAUCGUGUAUGGAAUAUGAACAAGAUUCGAAUGCUAAUAUGCGCCACAAAGGAGGACAAGAAAGAAUGUACAACAUAGGCGAGGAAAACUCGAACGCCUGCGACGGACCAGAGAAUAUGUCACUAAAUAGCAAUACUUCAGAACAGUGCAGUAUUCACGAACUGCAGACAAUGAAAAGAGGAACAAUAAUGGCAACCAAGGAAAAUACUUCAUUUGAGGACGAAAUGCUACAGAGUUACACCGAGAUAUUUUCAUACGAUUCCAGUCCUUGUGAGGAUAGCGGUUCUUGUGAGCAGUCCUCUGGUGGCACGUGGAGCAGUGCUGACGAUGAAGUAAACAAUGGCUUAGGUUGUCCACGUGUCCGUUUAGAACCCAUGAAAAGAAUUCGACGGCUUCGCGCCAACGAUCGAGAACGCAGGCGAAUGAGGUCACUGAACCGGGCGCUUGAAAGUCUUAAGAAAUGCAUUCCCGUGCCACAAAGCAAACGAAGGGUUACCAAGCUUGAGAUUUUAAGGAUCGCUUGUAGCUAUAUCAGAUCGCUGUCUGACACUUUAAGGGGUGAAGCAACUGGAGCCGGCAACGCAUUCAGGAAAAGGAAUAGAACUGAAACUGUUGUGAAUGGGUUUUCAGUGGCUCAGAGACUUGAGAUCUUAUCUAGUAAAGUAGCCACAGCUAUUUGACUCAACCACCGCAAAACACUUUGACUUGUAUAUUUAUUCAAAAUGAGAGAUAUUAAGUCUCAUCAUUG
Messenger RNA from Actinia tenebrosa (Australian red waratah sea anemone), 858 nucleotides. RefSeq lists its product as uncharacterized. NCBI's taxonomy places the organism in Eukaryota, Metazoa, Cnidaria, Anthozoa, Actiniaria, Actiniidae. Gene Ontology annotation, cellular component: nucleus. The record is from RefSeq and is a predicted model, not a curated record. Gene Ontology annotation, biological process: axon development; positive regulation of transcription by RNA polymerase II; sensory organ development. Gene Ontology annotation, molecular function: protein dimerization activity; DNA-binding transcription factor activity, RNA polymerase II-specific; E-box binding.